Molecule: messenger RNA, 1383 nt
Organism: Cercopithifilaria johnstoni
Lineage: Eukaryota; Metazoa; Nematoda; Chromadorea; Rhabditida; Onchocercidae
Source: the annotation of a GenBank genome assembly
AUGCAUCGUAUUGUCGUACUCUUAACAGUGAUUAUUUUGUCAUCUAUUAACACGACAAUAUCAAAAACUUUUUUCGUGCAAAAUGAUACAGAGGAAAACAAUAGGACAAAGAAAUCACGAUCUUCAUAUACAACGGAUAUUAACUUAUCAUUGUCACCCACCGUAAGCAGUAAUUUGGAAACGAAAUAUUUAGCGGAAAGUGGAUUGGUGCAAAAUUUACUUCACGGUGCUUAUAUGAAUGGUUUUGGUCUACUCGACUUCUUAGAAAGUUUACAGCCAUCACAUUGUUUGCAAGUUUGUUUGGAUGAGGUUGCUAGUAUGUUGGAUCAACCGUUUGCUGGACAAUAUUCUAUUGAUGAAGCUGGCAAUAUUUGUAGCCAUUUCGAUAUAUUCCAGCGGUGCCUUCAUCAUAAUACAAGUUGCAAGGAUGCAUUGCUUGAUGUUACCACAGCAGUCAUCAAUCAUCUCUGUACUUUCAAUCAAGAUGCAUUUGGAGAUAUGUUUCAAUGUCUGUAUGGUCAUUCAGUAGUUAUUUACUUCACCUGUGAUGCUCAAUGCAAGAUAGGAGAAAUUCUUUCUAAGGCAUCAAAGAAGAAAGAUCAUGUAACAAAUAUACACGAUGGAAAUGGGAAUACACUCCUCGAAAUGAUUAAUUUUUAUGAUUUGUGCAGCGCAUCGGCAUGUUUUAUCAAAUGCACUCAGGAUUUGGUUGAGAAGGAAUGUUCAAUUGGUCACUCAACCUUAUUGCAUAAGAUAGUGGCAGCAGUGGUGAAUCAUACGAUAAAAAUGAUGCCAACUACAGCGGUAAAAUCGAGCGAUGCUUACACCUUGCUCGUAUCCUCUAUUUUACCAAAUGAAUGUCGAAGAUUGAAGCUUUUUCCACAGGAUUUGAUAUUUACUACGCCAACGACAGAUUUUAGUGAUGGCUUGGAAUACAAGAGUGCUAACAGCGUUAUAAAACAAAAGACCACUAAUUUUGAAGAAAAUGAUGCUAUCCGAACAAUCCCGAACAGUCAUGCAGAAAAUCAAACAAAUUCAGUUUAUAUGCAAAUAUUACCCUUGAGUGGGCAUCAAAUGAAGUUGCAGUGUCAAAUGAUUGAUCUGGAAACUGGACAACAGGCUACCGUUGCAGAUAUCGCGACAUUAAUGACCACUGAUGCAAGAAAUAUCUUCCAUGGUUUACGAAGUGUGGAGGAUGAUCAGAUCUUAGAGAAUAAUGCAAACUAUGACAAUAGAUCGGCACUACAAGAUCGUAAGACUAUUAGCAGUAAAAGUGAAGUAUAUGCAAAGGCAUCGUCUGACCGCUCAUUUCCGUCAGGUGUUCUCAACCCUCUACUCGUAUUACUUCUCCAAAUCUGUUUACCGAUUAGCACCAUUAUUUGA